AUGAACAAAAUUCCGCAAAAACUUGGAUCAUACUCUCAAUAUGAGAACUUUAAGGGCGCUCUAUUAAAUUGUGUAUAUGACUCUUUGACUUGUGAUGAAUGGGAACAAGUAAUUGAGAGAUAUAAUCUUCAAGAGAAUGCAUGGUUGUGUCAGUUAUAUGGUGAGCGACAUCAUUGGGUACCGGCAUAUGUGAAAGGCACAUUUUGGGCUGGAAUGUCCACUACACAACGAAGUGAGAGUAUGAAUGCCUUCUUUGAUGGUUAUGUGGGGCCAAAUACCCCAUUGAAGAAAUUUGUUGGGGAUUAUGAUAAUGCUUUGAUGAGAAUGGUUGAGAACGAGCGUUUAGCUGAUUUUGGUUCAUUUAAUAAAAUGUUUCCACUUAUAACUCUUCAUUCUAUUGAGCGUCAACUUCAAGGUAUUUACACAAAUAAAAAAUUCAAAGAAGUUCAAGAGGAGUUUAGGGGAUUCAUGAUGUGUUUUUCAUCCUUAUUGAAAUGCGAAGGUGCAAUUUCUACAUAUGAAGUUAUUGAUCGUGUAAGAGUUAAUGAUGACUUCGCGAAAGAAGUAAAGUAUUGUGUUUACUUUAAUGAUGAUGAAUGCGAUGUGAAAUGCACUUGUAGAUUGUUUGAAUUUAGAGGAAUCAUGUGCAGACAUGCCCUUAUUGUUCUCACCUUGAUAAAAAGUGUUGAAGAGUUGCCAUCCAAAUAUAUUCUUGACCGAUGGAGGAAGGACUUGAAACGAAAGUAUACAUUCGUUAAAAGUAGUUAUGACGAUUUGAGUGGCAACCCUAAGGCACAAAAAUAUGAUGAUUUGUGCAAUGAUUUUUCUGAAGUAGCAUUCAUCGCAUCGGAUGACAUUGAAACAUAUAUGAAGAUGAAGACUUGUGUACGUAAGUUAAAAGAGGAAUUGCUUCACAAUGGGUUAAGGGGUGAAAGCAGAUUAAGUAGUGCACCUUCUCUUCAUCUUCCAGGUGCAUAUUCCAUUGGUAGUAAAGCAAUUGAUGGGAGCUUUAAGAAAUGUAACAAGUUGCGGAGUCCUUUAGUUGCAAAAAAUUCAAGCUUCGUUCCACCAUUGGUUUAUGCAAUUAAGGACAGCUCCAGAGAUUUGGCUGUGGGGACUAUUGCUUUUGCAUCACUUUCCACGGGUUGA
Messenger RNA from Alnus glutinosa, 1149 nucleotides. RefSeq names its product protein FAR1-RELATED SEQUENCE 6-like. The coding region runs from base 1 to 1149 and encodes 382 amino acids. Lineage: Eukaryota; Viridiplantae; Streptophyta; Magnoliopsida; Fagales; Betulaceae. Gene Ontology annotation, molecular function: zinc ion binding. The record is from RefSeq and is a predicted model, not a curated record. Gene Ontology annotation, biological process: regulation of DNA-templated transcription. The transcript has 2 exons.